AGGGAGAGGGAAAAGGAAAGAAGGGCCGGCCCCGCGGAGAGGAAGAGAGGGAGGGGAUAGAGAGCCAGCGUGUGUGCGUGUGUGUGUGUGUGUGCGUGUGUGUGUGUGCGCGUGUGUGUGUGUGUGUGAGUGAGUGAGUGAACCGGGGCGUGAGGGUGGACUGUGUAAUGCUGGACCGACUUCACCCACAGAGCCACUAUGGAGCUUCUUAGACUGAUCUACUCAACAAGUUAUGAGCGCUCUUAUUGACAGUCAACAGGUGUUGUGGUCCGUGGCUUUGAAUGUCUGUGGCCAUGGCGAAGCGUGAGACCGGUAGCACCAGCCCUGUGGUGCGUCAGAUAGACAAGCAGUUUCUGGUCUGCAGUAUCUGCCUGGACCACUAUCACAACCCCAAGGUCCUGCCCUGUCUGCACACCUUCUGUGAAAGCUGUCUCCAGAAUUACAUUCCAGCCGAGUCGCUGACGCUCUCCUGUCCAGUGUGUCGGCAGACGUCCAUCCUGCCAGAGAAAGGAGUUUCGGCGCUGCAGAACAACUUCUUCAUCACUAAUCUGAUGGAGGUCCUUCAGAGAGACCCGGAGUGCUCUCGGCCGGAGGCCUGCAGCGUGUUGGAGUCUGUGAGCGCGGCCGCUGCAGGGAAACCUCUGAGCUGCCCGAACCACGAGGGAAAGGUGAUGGAGUUCUACUGCGAGUCCUGCGAGACCGCCAUGUGUCUGGACUGCACGGCGGGUGAGCACAGAGAGCACGUCACCGUCCCUCUGCUGGAUGUCGUGGAGCAGCACAAGAUGGCCCUCAAGACACAGCUGGACGCCAUUCGUAGCAGACUGCCCCAGCUGACGGCGGCCAUCGAGCUGGUGACGGAGAUCUCCCGCCAGCUGACGGAGAGGAAGAACGAGGCCGUGGCCGAUAUCACGGCUACCUUCGAGGAACUGGAGAGAGCGCUGCAGCAGCGCAAGUCGGCCCUCAUCACUGACCUGGAGAACAUCUGCAGCGCCAAGCAGAAGGUCCUCCAGGCCCAGCUUUCAUCUCUCCUCCAGGGGAAGGAGCACAUCCAGAGCAGCUGCAGCUUCACAGAGCAGGCCCUCAGCCACGGCAGUGCUACCGAGGUUCUGCUGGUUCAGAAGCAGAUGAGUGAGCGGGUGACGGCGCUGGCCCGACACGACUUUCCAGAGAGACCGCACCAGAACGCACACCUGGACUGUCAGGUGGAGACGGAGGGCCUGCGGCGCUCCAUCCAGAACCUGGGCGUUCUCAUCACCACGGCGGCAGUGGGUCACACCUCCGUGGCAACAGGGGAAGGCCUUCGCCACGCGGCUACCGGGCAGCACCACAGCAUUACCGUGACAACCAAGGACAAGGAGGGGGAGCUGGUGCGGACGGGCAACGCCGUUCUAAAAGCGGAGAUCCUGUCGGUGGACGGGGGCCGCUCGGCGGAGACGGAGGUCAUGGACAACAAGAACGGGACCUACGAGGUGAGCUACGCCUUACGCUCCGAGGGAGAGUACUCCUUCGCCCUGUCGCUGUACGGCCAGCCGGUCCGGGGGAGCCCCUUCCGCCUGCGGGCGGUCAAGGCCUCGGACGUGCCGCAGUCUCCGGACGACGUGAAGAGGAGGGUUAAGUCCCCCAGCGGGACCGGAGGACACAUACGGCAGAAGGCGGUGCGACGGCCAUCCAGCAUGUACAGCACCACCAAGAAAAAGGAGAACCCCAUCGAGGACGAGCUCAUCUAUAGAGUGGGUUCUCGGGGUAGAGAGAAAGGAGAGUUCACCAAUUUACAAGGGAUCUCGGCAUCCAGUAACGGCAGAGUAGUGGUGGCCGACAGCAACAACCAGUGUAUACAGGUGUUCUCCAAUGACGGCCAGUUCAAGAUGCGCUUCGGCUUCAGAGGUCGGUCCCCGGGUCAACUACAGAGACCCACGGGCGUCACUGUGGACAUGAACGGCGACAUUGUGGUGGCAGACUACGACAAUCGAUGGGUCAGCAUCUUCUCUCCCGAUGGCAAGUUUAAGAACAAGAUCGGUGCAGGCCGCCUGAUGGGGCCCAAGGGUGUGGCUGUGGACAGAAAUGGACAUAUCAUCACUGUGGACAACAAGGCCUGUUGCGUCUUCAUUUUCCAGUCCAACGGGAAGCUCGUGACCAAGUUUGGCGCCAGGGGGACGUCUGACAGGCAGUUUGCAGGUCCACAUUUUGUUGCGGUGAACAACAAGAACGAAAUUGUUGUGACAGAUUUCCACAAUCACUCCGUGAAGGUGUACAGCGCAGACGGGGAGUUCCUGUUCAAGUUUGGCUCCCACGGCGAGGGCAACGGCCAGUUCAACGCGCCCACCGGCGUGGCCGUGGACGCCAACGGGAACAUCAUCGUAGCCGACUGGGGCAACAGCAGAAUACAGGUGUUUGACAGCACGGGCUCCUUCCUGUCCUACAUCAACACGUCGGCGGACCCGCUGUACGGCCCCCAGGGCCUUGCCCUCACCUCCGACGGACACGUGGCCGUGGCCGACUCCGGCAACCACUGCUUCAAGGUCUACCGCUACCUGCAGUAGGCCGAGGGAAGGACGCUCCAAGACGGCCUUUUAGUGACGCACCACCAUCACCCGCUGCUGAUCUCCAACAGCCAACCAGCACCGCACCACGAACCGGACGCUCCCGACCCGCCAGGGAACAGCAGCCGGACGAUGUGACUGGCGUGGCUGAUGCGUGGAACAGCAGUAAGCAAAGAGAGACACGCUUGUGGGAACUUAGUCGACUCCUCGAACCGCUGUUCCCUGCACCGGCAAGCUCCGCCCGUGCGUCAUCACGCCCGACAGCCCGCGCGCACACGGGAGCGCGUCGUCUGACGCGCCUCGUUUCACUCUCCUUCCGCACCUUCGCUUAGAACGCGGGCGUGGAGUUCCUCCGUCACCGCUACUUCCUAACUCCUCUUCCUCGCUCCUCUCCACUAGAUCAGCUCUUCAUCAAAUCAGCGUAUGUAGGUAAAAGUGUAAAAAAAAGUUUUAUACUACUUUUUCUUUUUUUUUUGAAUACCCAAAGAUGAUCGUCAAGAGUCUUAAACGUUAAGCACCGCGCUCCAUGCGAUCUGGAUGAUGUGACGUCAUACUAGUUCAACGUGUUGUAACGACCACCGGUGACUAGACUCGCUAGCCCUUGGCUAACGGGUCGGACCCUUUAGUCGACUGGUUAACGUAGUCGCCCGUGGUUCGGGGAGACCCGGGUUCGCGUCCCGGCCGCGGCGUUUCCCGGGCUGCCCCCUGAAUUCACUACGUUGGUGUCAGAAGUGGGACGGGGAGACCGUGAGGCCAUCGGAAGCGCGUGUGCCCAGAGGCGUGAGGGUGCUGAUAUGCUGAAGCCUUCCCAAAGAAGGGGGUUAGUGUUAGUUAGGACCACGGAUGACUCGACUCGCUAGCCAUUGGCUGACGGGUUGGACCCUUUAGUCAACUGGUUAACGUAGUCGCACGUGGUGUGGGAGACCCGGGUUCGC
Molecule: messenger RNA, 3475 nt
Organism: Lampris incognitus (smalleye Pacific opah)
Lineage: Eukaryota; Metazoa; Chordata; Actinopteri; Lampriformes; Lampridae
Gene: trim3b
Product: tripartite motif containing 3b
Exons: 16
Coding region: 282-2540 (752 amino acids)
Biological process (GO): negative regulation of translation; protein polyubiquitination; proteasome-mediated ubiquitin-dependent protein catabolic process
Molecular function (GO): protein binding; ubiquitin protein ligase activity; zinc ion binding
Source: RefSeq, a predicted model, not a curated record